Messenger RNA from Toxorhynchites rutilus septentrionalis, 1311 nucleotides. Its product is annotated as fibrinogen-like protein 1. The coding region runs from base 57 to 1007 and encodes 316 amino acids. The record is from RefSeq and is a predicted model, not a curated record. Lineage: Eukaryota; Metazoa; Arthropoda; Insecta; Diptera; Culicidae. The transcript has 3 exons.
CAGUCACCGAGAUCAGUUAUCUCUCAACUCGCAAGCUACCAGGAACAUUUUUUAACAUGAAAAUGUUCGAUGUCUUCAUCUCCACCAGAUUCGCCAACGGCGUAUUAUCGUUGGUAAUAUUCUGUUUCGUUGGCUCAUGUUCUGUUUCAUCAAAUAGUACAGAGCUAGCGGAUAAUAUGGGAUUCGGGUUUGAGUUGAUUCUCGCUAAGUUGGAACACCUAGAGCACAAAAUGAAUUCAAUGAAUGAAUUGUUGAUUAAAAUGUUGCCAACUCGGGAGAAUCCACGGAAUACACGACCGGCUAGUACACAACGGCCGUAUACACGACCGCUGAAUACACGACCGCUGGAAACACGGCCACCAAAGGUCGGUGACAGCACGGUUUAUAGAUUUUGUUCUGAAGUUCCUGUAAAUAACACGGCUAUUUAUCUGAUUCAACCAUCGGAGCGAGCGGAUCCAUUCAACGCGAGAUGUGUAACAAACUAUGACGGGGAAGGAUGGACUAUCAUACAGCAUCGUAAUAGAGGUUCAGAAAAUUUCAACAGAAGUUGGGUGGAUUACAAAAAUGGAUUUGGCAUUUUGGAGGGAGAAUUUUGGUUUGGAUUGGAUAAGAUACAUCUUUUGACAAGUUCUCGAAUGCACGAGAUAUCUUUCUAUCUAGAAGACAAGGAUGGCUUAGUGAGGACAGCAAGGUACGAUCUAUUUGCAAUUGGUGACGAAUCGGAGGGGUAUGCGCUCAAAGCUGUCGGAAGAUAUAGUGGUACUGCAGGUAACGUGUUCCACCCUCAAUUGGGAACGAAAUUCACCACGUAUGAUCGUGAUAAUGACUUAUGCCCUACAAACUGCGCUCAGGAUCAUGGGGAAGGAUGGUGGUACACACGUGGUCACAGCAGACUCAACAGAGGACAAUUGUUAUACUAUGGUGAUUCCAAAUCCAUAUGGAUGGAUUUCCGAAGCCAAAUUGGGCUGGAUAUGUCAACGAUCAUGAUAAGAGAAAUUUCAUUUUGAUGACUGGUUUCGCAGUAGCGUCCUAUCGCGUAGUGUUGGAAUUAUUCGCCGAAAAAAUCAUGAAAUACUCGAACAUGACAAAUUCCAGGUUAUUCCCUUACUCUGCGCAACUCUAAUACAACAUUUGAAUCGAAUUUGACGAUGGUUAACGAGGUUGACAAUGACAAUUGUAGAUAUAUAACUCAUAAAAACAGUUCCGAAUCACUCUUAGUAAUUUUAUGUUAAUUUUUUAAUGUACAUUCGCGGUUCUGAAAUGAAGUUGGCGAAAAUAAUAAAUACAUUAAUAAAUUAAGUAAUUUUUCCA